Drosophila obscura is the source of this 1687-nucleotide messenger RNA. RefSeq names its product protein amnionless (gene Amnionless). The transcript has a single exon. Gene Ontology annotation, biological process: receptor-mediated endocytosis; intracellular protein localization. NCBI's taxonomy places the organism in Eukaryota, Metazoa, Arthropoda, Insecta, Diptera, Drosophilidae. The record is from RefSeq and is a predicted model, not a curated record. Gene Ontology annotation, cellular component: apical plasma membrane; endocytic vesicle. Bases 37 to 1599 code for a protein of 520 amino acids.
ACAAACAAAAUUCAGUUGAAAUUUCAAUCGGUUGGCAUGUGGUGGUCGGUGCUGUUCUGGAUCGGCCAAGUGGCGUCAGCCACCAAGUGGUACAGCGGGGGUGCAGACUUCAAUAGUCCCUCCGCCUGGUUGGAUGACUACAUGCCCUGUCCCGAGGAUUUGGUGGUGUUUCCCGCGUACUUUCCGGCUGUUCUUCCACUGCCAGAGGACAUCUCCAUUGAUGGUUUGGUUUUGCCCAGGGAUGGGGCCAUUCUGAUUGCUGAGGAGUCCACCAUAACCUUUGGCGCUCCCAGGACCUCCAAGUGUGACAGUGAUGAGAAGAAGGCCCAUCUGAAGGCGCCCAAAUCAAGUAAAUGGUUUGAUCCACUGACCUGGAAGUGGGCGGACAUCUCUAAGAGUGCAUCCUCCCCCGUUCCGGAGCUGGAGCGGGUGCCGUGCGACGAUGAGCAGGUUAUUGUCAAGGGUCAUGCUGCAAUCGCCUUCGAUCUGGAGAAUGUGCAGCACCUACGGUUGGGGCAACUGAUCCUGGCUGGCUCCUCCAUCUCCAAGCUAUACCUGGAGCAGCUCUUGGCCCGAGAUCUGGGCAGGUUCCUCUUCCACAACUCUCGGGACGUUCAGGUGGAGUACUAUCGCGGUGAGUUGUGUGGCUGCCACAAGGACUUUGAUCGCCUCAUCGAGCCCGUCUGCCACAAUGUCCAGGAGCAGUGCGAAGCGCCGCAUUGCCUGUCGCCAGUGCGUCCCUUUGGCUCCUGUUGCCUCAUCUGCGGCGCUGUCCUCACGAUGCCCCGCCAGCACUGCUCCGAGGAGGAUCGCAGGACCCUGCAAACGCAACUCAAUUCACUGAUAGCCCAGCGGGAUCUGGCGGAUGAGAUUCAGCUGCAUGUGGAUCAUGUGAGCUCCGAGCAGUAUGGCAGCUUCCUGCAGGCCAUCGUCACCGAUCGGGGUGGCUAUAGCGAACGGAGCGUCGAGUUGAUGCAGUACCUGGCCGAGCAUCGCAAUCGUAGCAGCUUUCUGGCCAAGCAGCUGGGAGUGGAGCUGAAGUUCUCCGGUCGUCCUCACAAUCCGAAUGUAACCUUUGCCUCGAUUCUCCUGAUACUCUUCUGCAUGGCUCUGGUGGGCGUCGUUAGUGUCAUCAUUUUGGCCCACUUUAUGCCCGAGAAUCCCUACCUCAAACGCAUUCCCCAAUGGAUUCACGAUCCCCGUCGAUGGCGUUGGCGGUGGCAUAACUUGGGUGUCAGGCUGCGCCGUAAUCCGCUGUUCAAUCGUUUUGAGAAUGCCUCAGCUGCUGGCGGACCGAGUGAUGAGGCUGUCGGUGCUGGCGCUGGUGUCGAUCGUGUCACUGUGAUGGGCUACGAUCCCGCCAGCGAUGAGGUGAGGGAGAGGUCCUUUGACAAUCCCAUGUUCGAGCAGGGAGCGGCAGUAGAAGCAGCUGUGGAUACUGCCAAACGAUGCCAGGAUCAGCCAGAUUUGAUGGUUGCUCCUCCUGCCAUGGAGACCGGUGACCUGGACAGCUGUAGUGGUAGUGUGGAGGAGCAGGAGCUAACCGAAAUCAAUUUGGAGUCUUCCGAGGGCGAAACCGAUGAGGAGGCGCAAAUAUAGCAUUACUUUAUUUUUAUUUAUUUAAGCACCUCAAAUCAAUUAUCAGAGACCAAUCGAUAAAUUACAACAGCAAAAAGUCCUGACGACA